Messenger RNA from Nerophis lumbriciformis (worm pipefish), 3823 nucleotides. RefSeq names its product Rho guanine nucleotide exchange factor (GEF) 19 (gene arhgef19). Gene Ontology annotation, molecular function: protein binding; guanyl-nucleotide exchange factor activity. Lineage: Eukaryota; Metazoa; Chordata; Actinopteri; Syngnathiformes; Syngnathidae. The record is from RefSeq and is a predicted model, not a curated record. Gene Ontology annotation, biological process: activation of GTPase activity; regulation of actin cytoskeleton organization.
GUUUUUCCAGAGGAGGAGGGCAAGUUGGAAGGAAAAAGAAGAAUCUGUGAGGAACACAAGGCCAGAAUGGAUAACGGAGCUCUUCAGGCUGAGCCUUCACUGGCGUGGACCUUCACACUGUCGCCGCUGGUCUCCAUCCAGCACGCACUGGGCCGCUCACACCAAUGAGCUCUAGCGUGGAUGAGCAACCAUGCUUCCCGGGUAUGGACUCUCCCCUUUUCCUGAUUUCCAGCCACACCGUCACGCUCUGCACUACAGAGGAGACAGUCCCAGCAUGUGGAUGCCCGGCCCGGGCGAGUCUGCGGUGGUGAACUCCGAGGCCCAGGACGACGCACCUCUCCUCCCCUCGUGUCACCACCAGCAUGUCGCCGUGUGUCAGCAGGAGACUUUGGCCUUCAUCGAGCUUCGGCUGCCGGAAACCGCCGAACUGAAUGGACACCUCUCUCCAAGGACGGACGUUGUGGACAGACAAUGCACUACGUAUGCCUCACCCAGUUUUAGACGCUCACAAAGUGAACUGUUUGACUUGCCAAAAAGCUGCAGUGAGACGACCGAUGAGGACGAAACGCUGUUGACUUCAAUCGUGGGUGAAUUAGAAAGCCAAAGCGGUCUUAGGACUUUUUUACACGAGCAGACUGAAGGACCACAAAGUGUGACUGCAGUGUACAGUCCUCUCCAAACAUCUCUAAGUCUCCCUUUGGCCUUCCCGCUGUCCUCCCUCUACACAAACAGAGACUCCUGGGACUCUCAAAUACUUUGCUCCCCAUCCCCGCAUGAGGGUCCGAAUUUUCAGAGCCUGGAAUCCUACCAGCUGCAGAGGAGAACAUCUCAAGGUUCGCUCAAAGAGAAGUCCAUCCGCCGUAAGAUGCAGGUUUAUUCUCCAGACAGCCUCAGUGACGAGUCUCUCAGCAGCCCCGUUUUGGAUGCAGACUUCAUCUUCCCCGGACCUUUCUCUUCUUUCCUGGAGGAGAACCUCAGUGGACAAUCCUCACAAGACUCCAACACAAGUCCUUCAUCACCAGACGCUUCAGGUCCAGACCUGCAGAACCUGACUCAAGAUGAUAUCUUAGAUCCACCCUCUGAACCGCUGCAGAUGUUAGAGGACUCGGUGCCUGGUGUGGACGAAGACAGUCCGGACGCAUGCAUCUCGACCGGGGUCAGCUUUGUCCCACGCAAGGGAGACCAUGAGAGACGGCGCUUCUCAGCCUCGGAGCUGAUCUCCAGACUCCAGCUGUCGCAAAGGAAGAACUCCUUCACCUUGAAGCUGGGAAAGUCCCUGUCGGCCCGUGUCACCUCCAGGGACCGACAGAGUUCUAGCAGUUUGGCCGCAGACAAUAAGUUUGUCUCAAAGCACCGCAGCUCCAGUGAUAGCGCCCCCCACAGUCCUGUAGGACCUGCACCGCCGCUGCCCAGCAGUGACAAUGGAAUAACUACGCAUUGGUGGAGCAACAAACUUGGAAUGCGAAAGAAGUCGGUGGAAGAGGAUUUGUGCACACCUCCUCCAGUUGCGUCUUCCAAUCGCUUAUCGAGGUUCUUGCCAAGUUCCAUCUUGUACCAAGAGUAUAGUGACGUCGCCAUCAACAGAGAGAUCCAAAGGCAACAGGGCAAGGAACUCGGCCCAGAGGAGGAGGGUCUGAAGGACGAAGGUUCAGAUGGAACGCCGUCGCCGUCAAAUCUGUCUCCAUCCAGCUCCUUUCGCUCCUCGAGAGGUUCCGCGUUCGCCCUGUGGCAAGACAUCCCGGAUGUCCGCACGAGUGGCCAGCUGGACUACUUCAGCAACGAGGAGAGGAAGUUGCAGGAGGCCAAGUUUGAGCUGGUGACGUCCGAGGCCUCGUACAUCCGAAGCUUGACGAUCGCCGUGGAUCACUUCAUGCUCUCACAGGAGCUCUCGGAAUGUCUCGGGGCUCAGGACAAGCAGUGGCUCUUCUCCAAGCUACCUGAAGUCAAAUAUGUCAGCGAGAGGUUCCUUCAGGACUUGGAGCACAGGCUGGAAGAAGACAUCCUGCGUUUUGACGUGUGCGACAUCGUCUUGGAUCACUGCCCGACUCUACGCAGGGUCUACUUACCUUAUGUGACCAACCAGGCUUACCAGGAGCAGACCUAUCAACGUCUACUGCAAGAGAACGCUCGUUUCCCUUCCAUCUUGGCUCGACUGGAGGAGGACGGCGUGUGCCAAAGACUGCCUCUCACCUCCUUCCUCAUUCUGCCAUUCCAGAGGAUCACACGUCUUAAAAUGCUGGUGGAGAACAUCUUAAAGAGGACCAGGCCAGGUUCUCCAGACGAGGACACAGCCACGAAGGCUUUCAACGAGCUGAAAAAGAUGAUUAAAGAAUGUAACUGCAGUGUGCAGUCCAUGAAGAGGAUGGAGGAACUCAUCCAUCUCAAUAAGAAGAUCCACUUUGAGGGCAAGAUCUUUCCGCUCAUCUCUCAGUCUCGCUGGCUGGUGAAGCAUGGUGAGCUCCUGGAGGUGGACACCCAGACCAUGACUAUCUCGGGGUCCAAGCUCAAGCUGCCCACCAAGCCAGUCUAUCUUCAUUUAUUUAACGACUGCCUGCUGCUGUCCAGGAGGAAAGACACAUGGAAGUUCGUGGUGUUCGUCCAUGCCAAGAUAAGCGAACUUAAAGUGAAAGAUCUGAGUCGGAAGCUUCAAGGCAUCUCAGGUUUCAUCUUCCAUCUUCAGCUGUGUGAAGCCCAGCAGCUCAAACACCAGAUCCUGCUCAAGUCGCACACGGAGAGCGGGAAGCAGCGAUGGAUCACGGCCAUGUUUCCCUCAAACCCCGUGGAGGACAUGGAGCACGCCACCGAGAAUGAUGACAUUGCUCAGGUGCAGUGCAUUAGAAGCUACCAGGCGCAGGAACACGACGAGUUAACGCUGGAGAAAGCCGACAUUCUUCAUGCCAAAACCAUCACAAGUGACGGCUGGGUGGAAGGCAUCAGGCUGUCUGACGGGGAACGGGGCUGGUUCCCGAAAUCCUACGUGGAGGAGAUCACCAAUCGCAGCGCUCGCCUCCGCAACCUCCGGGAAAACAUCCGCAUCAAAUGUGUCACACGGAAACUGGAAGGCGAGGACGAGUGAAGAGACACUAAAGCCUUUCCCGCAUUUGACUAACAUAACAAAGCUCUUAAAACUACUGCUGGUUGUCACCUGUCGUGCACCACAUGACUCAGGGAGGUUGCUGGUUGAAUGCCGACAUGAAACAGAAAAUGUUGACGCUGCUUAUAAAUAUGCAGAGAAUAUAAUAAAUAUAUGUUUAAGACUUCUAACAUUGGGCUGGAGCAUAAAAGCAAUGUGCUAGAAUUGCGUUUUUGAAGUGAAACUGUACAGUUGCUGCAGCGCCAUCUGCUGGCUGUGGUUGGUCACUGCUGCACUCAGCCUCCAACGCUUGUGUCUGCACCUUUGUUCUGAUCUGCACCAAAAUGAGCUGAUUGAUAAUCAUUGACAAAGUUUUGUGAUCGUUUGGUUGUGCACUUUUUGCCUCAUCUACCUUAAAAACAAACAAUUUAGUCGUCAUGGCUACUUUCUCGUACUCCAAAGGCUGCAAUGGAAAUAAAUGAGUUGGUGCGAGAAAUGUCAUAAAAACAAAAUAACAAAUUAAAUUAGAGAUGUCAGAUAAUAUCGGACUGCCGAUAUUAUCGGCCGAUAAAUGCUUUAAAAUGUAAUAUCGGAAAUUAUCGGUAUCGGUUUCAUAAAGUAACAUUUUUGACUUUUUAAAACGUCGCUGUGUACACAGACGUAGGGAGAAGUACAGAGCGCCAAUAAACCUUAAAGGCACUGCCUUUGCGUGCCGGCCCAGUCACAUUAUAUCUAUGGCUUUUUACACAC